AUGACGGCUGUCCUGAUGGCUCUUCCUUCCGAAGGGACGGUUGGGAUCUGUCCACCGGCAACCGACGGUAGCCGGUUACGUCAGAGGCCGGAACGUACAGGGUUCUUUUCAAACGCCCUUCUCCUCCGCCUCCAUGCCGAGCAUGACCGGUCAGCAAUGCCACCAUCCACGGGAAGGCCAAGAUCUGGUGCAUCGUCAUCCUCUCCACCUCCUACGGCCGCUACCGCCAGUUCCUCCCGGAGCUCGGUGGCAACUGCGACAGCCCCGGCUCUACCUUCCCCUCUCUUUCUCCUCCCCCGCCCCUUCGGCCUCUACGAUCUCCUCUAUAAGGACCAUCCCCUCCUCCUCAAGCCCCACGACAACAAAAUCUGCCUUCCAGACGAAGAUGUGGAGGCCAAGGCCAUUGACGGCGAGGGGAUUGGUAAUGGGAUCGAGGGAGAUUUGGACGGAGGAGGCGGCGAGGGCGUCGCACAUGCCCGAUGGACGAACCUAGGGCCGAUGCAGGUGACGGUGGCGGCGAACGUUGCGGCCGUAGACGGUAGUAGAGGAGCAGGGGAAGCGUAUGAGUUUAUGGCGACGGCGGUGGUGGAGGCGGAGGGGUUGGCGAUGUCGCACAAGGCAACGACGAAAAUCUUCCUGGUGGUGGUGGUAGCAUCGCGUGCCCACCUCAAGUUCUAUUGAUUCCGCUCCACUCCGCCCCGGUGUCCAUUUCUCUCUGGUGGUGGAGAAAGAGGAGGAGCAGCAGAAGGAGGAGGUGGAUUGGGUUGUUAGUUGAGGCGAGGAGGAGGAGACGGCUAGGUUG
This is a messenger RNA of Elaeis guineensis (African oil palm), 802 nucleotides long. NCBI's taxonomy places the organism in Eukaryota, Viridiplantae, Streptophyta, Magnoliopsida, Arecales, Arecaceae. The record is from RefSeq and is a predicted model, not a curated record.